GCCUGAGACUGUCAAGUCAGGCUUGACCCGGACGAGUCUAGCAUGUGACAUUUCCCAUUCACGCACUCGUAGAGGCGAGCAGCACUAGGCUGGGUCUGUCGGCGGUUUAUUUAUCGCCUCUGCUGUGCGUAUGCCCUGUAACUGUAACGGUAUGAACUGGUCGAUGGACGGUUGGAAAAGAAAAGCUACCUACGUAAGGAGAACUCCGCAAUGCGACACUACGACGCGACCUGGUGAUUAAGCACGAGACGUCAGUGUGCAACUAGUAGGGCCCCAGCAAUUUGAUCAAUGUAAAUUGCAAACAUUGGCGCGCGCGAGCGCGCGCGACUGACUGAUAACAACCUCCCAAAAAAAACGAAAGCCUACCCGUUCGAGUGGUCCUGGUUUGAUCUGUGCUGAAAUGUAUUUCUAGCAAGGCCAAAAAAGGCACAGAUGACAAUCUCUACAAAGUCAUAUGUAGUAGGAAUGACAACGCCAAAUUCUAGCUCUCACCACAACGAGCGAAAGAGGUGGUGCCACCAUGGCGUCCGGCGGCCACAUGCAAGCCCCAAUUUCGUAUCGACCUGUCCGCAGAUAGGAGGUGUGGCAGCCAUCAAAGGUCCUGACGCAAAAAGCAGUCUAGAGAGAAACGACAAAAAGCAACAGCGGGAGGACGCGGAGGAGUUGAUGACCCGAAUCGUGCCCCUUCGCUUAUCGCGACGGCAAAGGCACGAGCAGCGUGGAUACCACCACCCGCAAUUUACUACCCCAGCGGUCCAAGCAGAGCCAUGUGCCUGGUUGAGAGUCCUGGUUCUGCUGCUGCGACGUUCUGGGCCCCCCUCGCCUUUCUCCCCAUCUCUGGACACUGGCCCUGUCCUUUUUAGGUUCCCUGUCUCCGUGGAGUCUGCCCGCCUCCACUCACUUUCAGGCCCCAAUGGAUCCUUCAUCCCCUCCUUUUUCAGCCUCUCCCGGCGGCCAUGCAUAACGGCACCGAGACAACAAUCGAUAGGCAAAUGGGGCUGGAAGGCUGCACCACUGGCCUGCCUGCAGGGCAGCAGAAUGGCACACCGGAAUUGCAGGAACCCCCGGAUGCCCGGCGGAACGAACACCCACACACGCGCGCGCUGUCAACCACUUGGGCUGCUGACUGGCGCUUCGAUUGAGCUAUGAGGCGUACAGUGAAAAGAAGGGGCGGAUUUGGAGUGGAAAUCGGUGCCCGGCCUCACCCUCUCUCGGCUUGGGCUUGCCUUACCAUUGCCUUGCCUUGUCCGCCUAACCCCAAUUGCUCGAUCUCGAGACAUUUCGGGGGCAUGUAUAUGGGAGUGCUGGACGAGAUUUUGAGGCUGUCGCCUCUCUCUCUGUCUGCCUGUGUUCUGGUCAGGUGAGAUCAUAUGAAUGUGCCAUCCAUCUCGAUUCCCUCGUCCCUC
Messenger RNA from Lasiosphaeria miniovina, 1406 nucleotides. RefSeq lists its product as uncharacterized. The transcript is spliced from 3 exons. Bases 433 to 1149 code for a protein of 238 amino acids. Lineage: Eukaryota; Fungi; Ascomycota; Sordariomycetes; Sordariales; Lasiosphaeriaceae. The record is from RefSeq and is a predicted model, not a curated record.